Molecule: messenger RNA, 2789 nt
Organism: Homalodisca vitripennis (glassy-winged sharpshooter)
Lineage: Eukaryota; Metazoa; Arthropoda; Insecta; Hemiptera; Cicadellidae
Gene: Gp93
Product: endoplasmin
Exons: 15
Coding region: 150-2504 (784 amino acids)
Biological process (GO): protein folding
Molecular function (GO): ATP binding; ATP hydrolysis activity; ATP-dependent protein folding chaperone
Source: RefSeq, a predicted model, not a curated record
UAGAAGAUAUGGGAUUCAGUGAUAGCUUUGGUUGUUGAAGCUCAUAGGUUCUGCUUGUUUCUUCUCAUUAGUUGUUAACAAUCAGGUUAACUUGUAUAACGUGCCGGCUUCCUAUUGAAAUUGAUAAAGAGAGUUCUUUACGAUUUAAAAUGGGGUCUAAACACUCCUAUUUCGUAUUUUUUCUAGUUGCGUUAUUUUUGUUUGUGGAUCUAAGCAAAGGAGAAGAUGUACUUAUGGAGGAGUCUACCGUGGAUGCUGAUCUAGGCACAAGCAGAGAAGGUUCAAGGACAGAUGAUGAAGUAGUGAAAAGAGAAGAGGAAAGUAUCAAACUAGAUGGCCUGAAUGUAGCUCAAAUAAAAGAAAUGAGAGAAAAGGCAGAAAAAUUUGCCUUUCAGGCUGAAGUCAAUCGAAUGAUGAAGCUGAUUAUUAACUCUCUUUAUAGAAAUAAGGAGAUUUUCUUGAGGGAACUCAUCUCAAACGCUUCAGAUGCUUUGGACAAGAUCCGUGUAUUAUCCCUAACCAACUCUAAUCAACUUGAAGCUACUUCAGAGUUUUCUAUUAAAAUAAAAGCGGAUAAAGAAGGGAAGAUGCUGCAUAUCACUGACACGGGUAUUGGAAUGACUCACAAGGACUUAGUAAACAAUCUAGGGACCAUCGCCAAGUCGGGAACAGCCGAGUUCCUCAACAGGAUGCAAGAGACGGGCUCUGCUGGUUCUGAUAUGAAUGACAUGAUUGGUCAGUUCGGAGUUGGGUUCUAUUCUGCAUUUUUGGUUGCUGAUCGUGUAAUUGUAACCACCAAACACAACGAUGACAAGCAGUACGUGUGGGAGUCUGAUGCCAGCAGCUUCCAGAUCGCAGAUGAUCCUCGUGGUGACACCCUCCUGCGAGGAACACAGAUAAGUUUGCAGUUAAAGGAUGAAGCAGCAGAUUACCUUGAGAUUGAUACUCUCCGCAAUCUUAUCAAGAAAUACUCCCAGUUUAUUACAUUCCCAAUUUACUUAUGGUCUAGCAAGACAGUUACAGAAGAGGAGCCUCUGGAUGAGUCUGAAGAGGAGAAGCCAGUAGAAGACGAUAAACCCAAGGAUGAAGAAGCAGAUGUGGAAGAAGCUGAAGAUAAGAAGGAUGAAGACAAACCUAAGACAAAGACAGUAGAAAAAACAGUGUGGGACUGGGAGAUAAUCAAUGAAAACAAACCAAUUUGGACUAAGAAACCUUCUGAAGUUCCUGACAGCGAGUACAACGAAUUCUACAAGUCUCUGACUAAGGACAGAGAAGAUCCAUUGGCCAAGAUCCAUUUUGUGGCAGAGGGUGAGGUGACAUUCAAGUCCUUGUUGUUUGUGCCUCGCAACCAACCCAGUGACAGUUUCAACCGAUAUGGCACUGACACUGACAAUAUUAAGCUGUACGUGCGACGGGUGUUUAUUACUGAUGAGUUUAACGACUUACUUCCCAAAUACUUGAGCUUUAUCCAGGGAGUGGUGGAUUCGGACGAUCUGCCACUCAAUGUGAGCAGGGAAACACUUCAGCAGCACAAAUUACUCAAGGUCAUCCGCAAAAAGCUGAUCCGCAAGGCUCUGGACAUGAUCAAGAAACUUGAGGGCGAUGACAUGGAGAAGUUCUGGAAGGAGUACUCCACUAACAUUAAGCUGGGAGUUAUUGAGGAUACAGCCAACCGAGUAAGACUGGCCAAGUUGCUGAGGUUCCAGUCAUCGCAGGUAGAGGGCACCACCAGCUUUGCUGAAUAUGUCCAGAGGAUGAAGCCUAAGCAGGAUCAUAUAUACUACAUUGCUGGAGCAUCCAGGAAGGAGGUAGAGAAGAGCCCAUUUGUAGAGAGGCUGAACAAGAAGGGCUAUGAGGUGUUAUACCUGGUUGAGGCUGUAGACGAGUACUGUCUAUCAUCUCUGCCAGAGUUUGAGGGCAAGAAGUUCCAGAAUGUGGCUAAAGAGGGUUUCACACUGGAGGAGGAUAAGAAGAAGCUGGAAGCACUCCAGGCAAAAUAUGAGGAUCUGACCAAGUGGCUGGGAGAAGUUGCAUUGAAGGACAAGAUCUCAAAGGCCCAAGUGUCAGAGAGACUGACAGAGUCGCCCUGUGCUUUGGUGGCAAGCAUGUUCGGCUGGACAGGUAACAUGGAGCGUCUGGCUGUAUCUAAUGCCCACCAGAAGGCUGAUGAUCCACAGAGAUCUUACUACCUCAACCAGCGCAAGACCCUGGAGAUCAACCCCAGACACCCUCUCAUCAAGGAGCUACAGAGGAGAGUUGCCGACAACCAUGAAGAUACUGCUGCCAAGAAUAUUGCACUGAUGAUGUUCAGGACAGCCACACUUAGAUCAGGCUACAUGCUGCAAGACUCUGCAGAGUUUGCACAAACGGUGGAGGAGCUAAUGAGGGAGAGUCUAGGAGUACCUAAGGACUUAGGGGUUGAUGAGGAAGAAGACGAUUUUGAUGAGGAUGAGAAACCGGAAGAAGUGGGAGCUGAUGAAGAUGCAGAACAUGAUGAGCUGUAACAUAGACUAUUUUAAAAAGACUGGACAAUUCAAUUCGUUAUUUAUUACAGAAGUGUAAAUGUUGUACAUUGUGUUUUGUGAGAAUGUGAGUGUGUGUGUGGCACGUCGCCACAAUAGUAUUUUAUACGCAAUUAUUACAUACUGAGUAUGUCCAAUUGAUCAUUUGAUGAACAAUCAGUUUAUUUUUUUCUGAGUUUCCCAAUGUUUAUCACAAUGAUUACUGUGUUUAUUUAAGAUGUAUUGGUUUUUGUGUGAUUUUGUUAUAAAUAUGUAUAUUUAUAUAAA